AUGGCAUCGGCAGAUAAACAGACAUUUGAGAAGGGAGCCAUCGUCAGCGCAGACUCGGCCUCACUGAUCGCCCUGGCAGCCGAGGUCGCCAAGCACGACGAAAAGUUCCAGCGCGUCAAGGGUGUGAAAGGAAGCAUCAAAGUGCCCCGAUCCGUCAAGAAACCAACAGUAUGGCAGAGACAGAAUACGGGUCUCUCAGGACGCAGCAAACGCCACGACACUUCGACAGCCUUCCCGGACCAGCUCGAUGAGGCACAAUCGGCACGGAAGGCAGCAUUGGAACGAAAGGCGAAGAUGUACGAGAUGCUGAAGCGUGAUGGUGGGGAGGGUAUUCCGGAUAAUUUGCGGGAGGAGCUGUUGGUCGAGUUUGACGAUCCCCGGAGAGGACGAUCCUUGGGUGGAACAUGUGGACGAGUUUGGGCGAUCGAGACUAGUACGACAAUCCGAGAUCCCACCACCUCAACCUUCCAGGAAUUAUCACGACUCUCCAGGAACCAGGAUGCAAUCGAUAAAGAAGAGUGGAUCAAGGACGCUACAGGAGAAAUGACUCGAGGUGCUGCGCGAAGAAGACCAGGGUACUCACAGGCCAACAAAGUGCGACAUUACGACAACACGGCUGAACGGCGGGCGCGCGGUGUGGGCUUUUAUGCUUUUUCACAAGAUGAGGAAGAGCGCGCGAGGCAAAUGCGUGAACUGCUUGAGAUGCGUAAUCAGACGGAGACGUCGAGGUCCAAGCACAGGACACUAAAGGACAAACGGCGGGAAGAGAUCGAGGCACGCAAGGUCCUGAUCCAACAGAAGCGGCUAAAGUCUCUCGCGAGCACCGUCGCCUCCUAG
This is a messenger RNA of Linnemannia hyalina, 837 nucleotides long. NCBI's taxonomy places the organism in Eukaryota, Fungi, Mortierellomycota, Mortierellomycetes, Mortierellales, Mortierellaceae. The record is from the annotation of a GenBank genome assembly.